Messenger RNA from Schistosoma curassoni, 4359 nucleotides. The record is from the annotation of a GenBank genome assembly. Lineage: Eukaryota; Metazoa; Platyhelminthes; Trematoda; Strigeidida; Schistosomatidae.
GUCCUUCAAGUGCGAACGCACUUUAAUUGGCCUUGGAUGCCAAUGGAUCUAAGUCUCGAGAGAGAUUGUAUGAAAGGUUACCUUUAUAAGUGGACAAAUUACUUGAAGGGAUAUCAAAAAAGAUGGUUCGUAUUACAGAAUGGCUUGUUGUCGUAUUACAGGAAUCCAGCAGAGAUGGCUCAUACUUGUCGUGGAACUAUCAAACUUGCGGAUGCUACUGUUAAGAAAAUAGGGGCGGUCUACUUGGAAAUCUCGAAUAGCAGUGCACAAAAAUUUCACAUAAAGGCUAACUCUGAGAGUGAGCAACUAGCAUGGUUGUCAGCCCUUUCUAAUUCUAAAACAACUGCAGUGGCUUUACGGAAGCAAGGUUAUGAUUCAGAUGCGUAUGCUGAUGGAUAUGAAGAUGAUGAUGAUUACAAGACAUCGUCUACCACUGACGAAAAUGGAAUUAGGUUUAUUAACGAUGGGCUUGUAAAACUUGAAGCCCAUGUGACUGAUCUUGAACGUUAUCAGUUGACAAUGGAUCGAAAAGGUGAGGAACUUCGACGUGCUGUCGGUGAUGUAGAGUCUGCUCGUGAUCCCACUGAAUUACUGCAACGUUUUAACUUGGCUCGUGAACGUGCCACGGUUUUCAAGGUCGCCAGUAUGGCGAUGGUUAAUUCUUGUUCUGAAUUUACGCAUUUUACUCGUGGACAGUUUGCACGAUGGCAGCGUAUAUUCAACAAUCAAAAUGAACGUUGUGCUUUACUUGAACAAAUGAUUGAACAAUUAGCUAAACAGUUACGUCAGUUAGAAUGUUUAACGAGACAAAAUAAUCCGCAAUCAACCUUAACACUUGGAUCAAGUGGCGGAACUGUCAGUUCGUCGCUGAAUAUCAAGUCUGUUUGCCGACCUCCUGGCCAGGCAGUCCGUGUACAGCAUUUACCACAUACUGAGGCACAUCCUCAUGAAGAAAACGUCACCGCUUCAUUGGAUACUGCUCAUAAUACUACAACAACUGAUGUUAGUGAAGAAAAUUCAAACAUUUGUCCUGACAAGUCUUUGAAAGCCUCAGCAAAGCCUAUCAGCUCAUUAGAAUCGUCCGCUCAUCAUUUUCCUCACACUAGGGAAUUUAUAGAACAACAUUCCUCGCAGCAUAAUGAAGAUACUUCCGAUGACGACUUUUAUGAUGCAGAGGAGGCUAAUUCUGAAUUCUCAAUAACUCUGCCUGAUCUUUCACCGAAUGAAUUGAAAAAUAAUGGGAACAAAGCCUCUAGAAAAACUUGCGGAAAUUUGGCUAGUAACAAAUCGAAUGAUAAUCAAACAGGCUUAAAUAAUUCUCAAGAUGAAGACUCUAUAAUACCUGCUGGUUCUGAUAUUGCUGACGAAUAUGAAUCCGAUGUGGGUUUCACUGACGAUGAAGCAGAUGAAUAUACUGAUCAAAAUUCACAAUCGAAUCAAUUCGCAAAGCUACGUGAAGCACGUGUUAUACAACCUCGUAGUAGACGAUGUGGCAGUCGAGCUGGCACUUUAGUUUCAUCUGGUGAUUGUCGAAUGACACAGGACAUACCUACGACUGGGGAAUCUAAUAGUCGUGGUCAUUACCAAGCUGAUUCAGAACCGGAUGUAAUUAAAAAACGUCUACCUAUUGUUAGAAGACUUUCUAUACCUCCGAAACCUAAUAUAAGUUUGAAUUUAUGGAGUAUCAUGAAAAAUUGCAUUGGAAAAGAGCUGACAAAAAUCCCGAUGCCUGUCAAUUUCAGUGAACCUUUAUCAAUGCUUCAACGUCUAACAGAAGAUUUCGAGUAUUCCUCAUGCUUAGAUCAUGCAGCUGCUUGUCAAGACUCAUUGGAACAAAUGGCAUAUGUGGCUGCUUUUACUGUAUCCGCUUACGCUACAACUGCAGUGCGUACGAACAAACCAUUUAAUCCUUUAUUGGGUGAAACAUAUGAGUGUGACAGAACUGAUGAUUUCGGCUGGAGAUCGUUUGCUGAGCAGGUCAGUCAUCAUCCACCAGCAUGUGCUUUACAUUGUGAAAGCAAUGCUUGGUAUUGUUGGUUUGAUUUUUCUAUGACAACUAAAUUCCGUGGCAAAUACUUACAGAUUAAUCCAGUUGGUACAUGCCAUUUAGUAUUUCGUCGAACAGGUCAUCAUUAUACAUGGCAUAAAAUUCCACUAACUGUUCAUAAUAUCAUUGUUGGACGUUUAUGGAUUGAUAAUAGUGGUGAAAUGGAUAUUAUAAAUCAUAAUACAGGUGAAAAGUGUCAUCUCUCUUACAAACCUUAUUCAUAUUUUUCUAAUGAGAAACCACGUCGGGUUACAGGUGCUGUACUUGACAAGUCUGGUGAUGUACGGUAUGUUUUAAAUGGUACAUGGGAUGAUUCACUCGAGUAUGCACCUGUAGUGAGCACUAGACAUUCACGUAAUGGGAAACCAGUAUUGGAAACUGGGCCUGCACGUGUUCUGUGGCAGAGUAAUCCUUUACCACCUGAUGCAGAACGAAUGUAUUGUUUCACGCGUUUAGCAUUGCAGCUGAACGAACCUGAUGAGGAUGUAUGCCCUACUGACUCUCGUCUGCGUCCUGACCAACGUCUUAUGGAAGACGGUCGUUGGGAUGAAGCUAACAGGGCGAAAGUAGAACUUGAAGAACUACAGCGCCAACGGAGACGCCAAAUGGCUGCCGAAUUAGCCGCCCAGUCACUUGCUUCUAGCAAACAGGACGAAACGAGCGACACACACAGUAAAUCUGAAAGCUCCGUUUCUGAACAAUAUAACAGUCAAUCAAGUCCGUCUGCUAGUAACUUGCGUAAGUUCUCAAGAGUUAGUGGGUUUCUUGUUGCUCUUUCAUAUAUCUAAUAUUAUUGUUGUUUUUUUAUUUAGAGUCUAGGCAUGUGAAUACCAUUUAUGUUUUUUGUAUAAAUUCCAUUAUCAUUAUCACCGCUUGAUUACUCGUCAUUUCUGCAUAUAUGCACUGAAGAAUAGUUUCGUUUUUGACUACACUUUGGAACACAAAACAAGGGGAAAAUAGGACUUUUAGAAGUAUUCAGAAUAUUCAAAAUAACUUGCUUAGUUACUUAACAGUUUGUAACGUCAAAUAUACAAGUAGUGUGAUAUGGUGAAUUUUAAGUUACACAUUCUUUGUUGAAUAAGCACUCACUUAUAAAGCGUCUUCACUACACAUUUGCAAGUUUAGACAAGGGAUGUUUUCCUUACUCUGUAAAGAACAAUGAUAUUUCGUUAAAUACAUAUAAUGCCUUGAUCAUGUAUGUAUCCUAUCAGUUAGUGGUGUUCAAACUGAGAAUUAUCUCCUGUAAUAUAUUCUUUUUUUGGGUUGCAGGUCCGAAUACACACACAGUUGUGACUUAAGGCCAAGUAAACAAAUUUGUACUUGUCUAUUGAGUUCUAUUACUAAAUUAACAUAUCCUGCUUCGUGUAAUGUCAUGUUUCUAAUGGUUAUUCAUUAAUUUCAUUUUUCCAGUCGAUAUCGUUGAUAGCCAGCAUAAACCAUUGUGGUUUACAAAAGAAUUCGAUCAAUUUACAAACAAAGAAACGUAUAUAUUUACUGGGAAAUACUGGGAGCACAAAUUAAUUCAUGAUUGGUCAAUGUGCCCGAAGAUCUACUAAUCUUCAUAAGUGCAGAAAAAGGGGAUAUACAUAUUCGCCGUACUAUUAUUUUUAAUUCUUUUUUUCUUGCCAGUGAAUAACUAAACUAAUCGUGAUAGAUAUUAUUUGUUUCCGUGUUACAGACAUGGAAUUAUUCUUAUACUCUUACAACAGUUAUAAUAUAUUGAGUAUUAUCAAUAUUCAAGAUUGGUAUGCACACACUUAGAUUUGUAAUCGUAUUCGAAUAAUUCAAGGUCAUUCUCAUCAGUGUCAGUAAUUUUUCAAGAAGUUACCCUUUCUCAGAAAUACACAUUUUUUCUUGCGUUCUCUGAUUUCUGUGAAUGAUCAUGAAAAGAAGUCAUAAAGUUUAGUCUGAUGCUUAUCAGUACUAACACUCCCAUAUGCGUAUACUGCAUUAGUAACUAUUUAGUGUGACUGUAGUUCACUUUUCUCACUUGACUCCGUCCAGUUGCAUCUGAUAGCUAUUUACUUCUACUUAUUAGCAAACAAAAAUUUUCAGUCAAAUCCAAACGUUACUCUGAUUUCUUACAUCAGGUAUACAAACUAAAUCCUGCUAUUUGAUUCAUGGUUGUUUCUUUCUCCAUACAUGUUCUUGAUCAGUUAUUUACUUUUGUGAAGAAAAAGCAUCAUAUCUGUCUAUAUUUAAUCGACAUGUUCAUUUCUAUUUUUCCACCUGUUCCUUAUUUGUGUAGCAGAAAUUUCUCCUAGUGUUUACAAAAGACACUCAUUUUGUGAUUAAAAGCUCUCACUCGGUUU